Messenger RNA from Didymodactylos carnosus, 3159 nucleotides. The record is from the annotation of a GenBank genome assembly. NCBI's taxonomy places the organism in Eukaryota, Metazoa, Rotifera, Eurotatoria, Philodinida, Philodinidae.
AUGUUUGUCCACCUCAGUAAACGUAUUGCUAUGCCUAACGAUACUCCAGUGACAAAAUGUGUUUGGAAUGCUGUUGAUGGCUAUGUGGCUGCUGGUGGCGCUGAUGGACUUGUGAAAGUUUUAAAAUUAGAUUUACCCGAGGCUGGCGAUGCUCGAAUUCGUGGACUCGCAGGCCAAGCACAGUUAACAAAAAAUCAAUCGCUCGAUGGCCACUCAGGAAGUAUAUCGAGCUUAGCAUGGAAUGAGCAAUAUAGUAAACUAACUACUGCGGAUUCGAACGGAACAAUAAUCGUUUGGAUUGAUGGUACUUCAGGAGAAUUUAUACAAGAUAUGUUAAACAAUCGAAACAAAAGUCGUGUACGUGAUAUGAAAUGGAAUUCAAACGGACAAAUGAUUUGUAUCGGACAUGAAGAUGGAAAUAUUAUCGUUGGAUCAGUCGAAGGAACGCGAAUUGCCGGUAAAGAAUUAAAAAAUCAAAAAUUAACAAAAGUUGAGUGGUCACCCGAUAGUCGUUUAUUAUUAUUUGGUUUCGCCAACGGUGAAAUUCACAUCUAUGAUUCAAAAUUAAAUUACUUAUCACACUUGCAAAUAUUUUGUUUACGUGAGGGAACAUCAAAUACAACCACGGAACUAGCCGGGGUUGAUUGGUAUGAUGGAAAAAAUGGUCUAUUGAGUACUAUAAGCAAAUGUUUGAUAAUUUGCUAUGAAAAUGGUCAAAUGCAAUUAAUGUCAUCGGAAGAUGAUCCGGCACCAAUCAUCAUGGAUAUAGAUAUGCACGUUUCGUGUAUAAAAUGGAAUGAUGAUGGAUCGGUAUUUGCCGUUGCAGGUUCUCAGGCAGCCGGAGAUAAGACACAUAAUUUUGUACACUUUUAUAAUCCAUGGGGAGAGCAUCUAAAAACAUUGAAAGUUGCGGGAAAAAAUAUAUCCGAUUGUACAUGGGAAGCAAGUUCAUUGCGUAUGGUUAUCGCUAUUGAUAGUUUUCUAUAUUUUGCUAAUGUUAGAUAUCGUUCAUCAUCAGCUACAACACCACAAACUCCUAACGAUUCCUAUAUUAUUUCUAUAUGCAAUUCAAUUGGUGUUACAAUUGAAUCAAAAUAUGUUCCGUUUCAACCUUAUCAUAUCACUAUGACGCCAAGUUAUGCUAUUAUUGCUGCGAGAUCAAUGUUUUUUGUGUGGGGUUUUACUGGUUUAACCGGCAUGAAUAUGAUGAAAAAGCAAGCAUUCGAAAAAUUUAUACACAUGGAUGACCCAUCUGUGACAAAACAAGGCGAAGAACUUCAAAUGAAUAUGUUAUCUAAUUUGGAAGAAACUGAAGAUCCAAUUACGUCUAUUGCAGCGUCAGAUAAAUGGAUAUUUGUGGCAAAAUUAUCUGGUCUAGUUUUACGAUAUUCAUUACCUGCUUGUAAUCUAGUCGAAAAAAUUGAAUGUCAAUUUCAUAUAUGUAAAAUUGCCUUAAAUUCAUUGGGAACAUUAAUGGCUACUAUCGAUACAAAUGGAAAUUGUAUGUUAAUCGAUAUGGAAACAAAAGAACAACGUGAUGAUAUAACAAAUUUUAAAAAAAGUGAUGUUUGGAAUGUUGUAUGGGCUACAGAUUUACCGGAUUGUUUCGCUGUACUUGAAAAAACAAAAUUAUCGUGUGUACGUGGUACAGAAGCUGAGGAAGCUGUCCCAUGUUCAGGAUACAUUUGUGAAUAUUCUAAUCUUCAAGUAAAAGUGGUAAUGUUAGAUGAAAUAAUGAAAAUGCAUGCAAAAGGUGUUCAAGCACCAUCGAUCGACUAUAUUUCUACUUAUGAUACCAGACUUCUUCGAGAUAUAAAAGAAUCAUGUGAAAAAUUGCCGUUAGAUCAAGUCAGUAGUCUAAUAGAAAAAGAUCCACAUCCACAACUUUGGCGUCAACUAGCGGAAGAGGCAUUAAAUCAUUUGGAUAUUAAAACUGCUGAACAUGCAUUUGUCAAAUUACAUGAUUAUUAUGGACUUCAGUUUUUAAGACGAUUGCAACAAUUUCAGGGAGAACAACUCAAAAGAGCAGAAAUAGCGGCAUUCUAUAAACGAUAUGAUGACGUGGAAACAAUUUAUCAUGAUAUUGAUCGAAAAGAUUUGGCUUAUCAACUUCGACGUAAAUUAGGCGACUGGUUUCGUGUUGUACAAAUAUUACAAGCUGGUGGCACGGCUACAGUUGGUAGCGAUACAAUGCAAUCAGAAGCAUGGAAUGAACUUGGUGAUUUUUAUUUCGAUCGUCAGCAAUGGGUUACUGCAAGUAAAUACUAUGAACAAAGUCGAAAUAAUUCUCAAGUAUUCAAAUGUUAUUCAAUGGCCGAAGAUUAUACAUCGUUAGAAAAAUUAAGUCAAUCUCUACAAGAAAAUGAUGCAUUAUUAAUGCCAAUCGCUGAUACAUUUGCUAGUGUUGGAUUGUGUGAACAAGCGGUUGAUGCUUAUAAACGUUGUAAUCGUGUACAAGAAGCGUUAAAGGUAUGCAUUAGUCUGAGUCAAUGGGAUGAAGGUAUUCAAUUGGCAAAACAAUAUAAUCUGAAUGAUGUUAAAAAUUUACUAACAAAACAAGCAAAACAAUUGUUAGAUCAAAGCAAACCAUUUGAUGCCAUUGAAUUAUAUAAAAAAUCAGCAAGCUAUUUAGAAGCAGCAAAAAUUAUGUUUGAGAUUGCUAAUAAACACAGCAAAGAAAAUCGUCCAUUAUUAUUGAAAAAGAAAUUGUAUGUUUUGUGUGGUUUAUUAAUUGAAAAAUAUCAUAAUUCAAUGAAAACAACAUCCAGAAAAGAAAAACGAGUAACAACGUCUGUAUCGGCAGCGGAAGCACUUCAAGGAUUAUUGAGUGAAGAGACAACAGCAUCUGGUGUUUCAGAUACACAAUUGCUUGAUAAUGCUUGGAGACCGGCUGAAGCUUAUCAUUACUAUAUAUUAGCACAACGACAAUUUAAAGCAAAUAAUGCCGAAGGUGCAUUAAGAUCGGCAUUAGCUUUAACAGAAUAUGAAGACAUACUACCAGUACAAUGUAUCUAUAAUUUAAUAGCUUUAUGUGCCACGGCCUGUGGUGCAUUUUCAACGGCGAGUAAAGCAUUUUUGAAACUAGAAGAUCAUCCAUCGAUUAGUGAAGACGAUCGUAAAGAAUAUCAAAAAUUAGCAUUUCAAAUAUUUUUAAAGUAA